Cryptomeria japonica (Japanese cedar) is the source of this 1280-nucleotide messenger RNA. RefSeq lists its product as uncharacterized. Gene Ontology annotation, cellular component: U5 snRNP; U4 snRNP; U2-type prespliceosome. The coding region runs from base 211 to 1089 and encodes 292 amino acids. The record is from RefSeq and is a predicted model, not a curated record. Gene Ontology annotation, molecular function: RNA binding. Gene Ontology annotation, biological process: mRNA splicing, via spliceosome. The transcript has a single exon. Lineage: Eukaryota; Viridiplantae; Streptophyta; Pinopsida; Cupressales; Cupressaceae.
ACACAACAUACCCGCAACUUAAACUCUGCUACUUUACUCCCCAUAGAGCUUUCGCCCGACGCAGCGAAUAAAAAGCAAUACAUCCACCUCUCAUAAUCUAUUGUUUCGGACCCUACAAAUCCGGCCCACGAAGGGUUUAAGGCGUAUCAAGUUUUGGUUGCAGGGAUCGCAUUUCCAUUCUCUGGAACGUUUCACAGCAGAGGAGCCACAAUGUCGAUGUCUAGAAGUUCGAAAAUGCUUCAGUUCAUUAACUACAGAAUGCGGGUGACGAUACAAGACGGCCGUCAGCUGGUGGGCAAAUUCAUGGCCUUCGAUCGCCACAUGAAUCUCGUACUCGGUGACUGCGAGGAGUUCAGGAAGCUCCCGCCCAAGAAAGGUGCAGAGAAAAAGGAAGAAAGGGAGGAGAGGCGAACACUGGGCCUCAUUCUUCUGCGCGGCGAGGAGGUCGUAUCGAUGACCGUCGAGGGCCCUCCUCCGCCUGACGAAUCGCGAGCAAAGCCAACGGCGGGAGCACCGGCCGGUCCGGGUAUAGGACGGGCUGCCGGACGGGGAAUACCUACUGCCCCUUUGAUUCAAGCCCAGCCGGGACUUUCAGGGCCAGUGCGCGGCGUGGGUGGGCCGGCACCCGGGAUGAUGCAGCCCCAAAUCUCCAGGCCGCCUAUGCCCCAGGUCUCCGCCCCGCCCAUGACCUAUCCGACCGGGCAGAUGCGACCCCCGCCGCCGUUCUCUUCGCAGCCGGGGGGACCUCCUCCCAUGAUGCGCCCUCCUCCAGGUGGCCCUCCUCCGCAGUAUGGAGGCCCUCCGCGCCCCGGCGGUCCCCCGCCCAUGAUGCCACCGCCACAGUUUGGACAGCGGCCGAUGGGUCCUCCGCCUCAGAUGAUGAGAGGACCGCCUCCGCCAAUGGGCAGUGGCCCUCCCAGGCCUGGUAUGCCUCCACCUCCUGGAGCUGCCCCUCCCAGACCCGGCAUGCCGCCUCCGCCGGGCGCCCCACCAAUGUAUGGCGGGCCUAUGCCGCCUCGCCCCGGAAUGCCGCCUCCUCCUCCUCCAGGUCAGCAGCAGCAGCAGCAGCAACCUCCUGGUCAACAGUAGCAGCAUCUGCUUUGUUAAGAGUAUUUUCUUAGUUGCUCACACCCUUUUUGAAUUGUUGGACACUCAGUUUUGCUUGAUGUUUUUAUCAUUGGCCAUCUGAUAGGGUCAUUUACAUCUCUAAUUAAAUCCUAAUAUUGUUAGACUAAAUUAUUUUUCCAUUAAUAUGUAAUACUAAGGAGUUUUUUUAUUGA